Molecule: messenger RNA, 1054 nt
Organism: Lycium barbarum (goji berry)
Lineage: Eukaryota; Viridiplantae; Streptophyta; Magnoliopsida; Solanales; Solanaceae
Product: aquaporin TIP2-1-like
Exons: 3
Coding region: 116-862 (248 amino acids)
Biological process (GO): transmembrane transport; water transport
Cellular component (GO): membrane
Molecular function (GO): water channel activity
Source: RefSeq, a predicted model, not a curated record
GACUCUUCGGGUCAUCCAAAAGCAAUAUUCUGCUCUCUGUCUAUUGUAAUUUGCUCUUCUCGAAGAGUUCCCUCAUAAGCUUCUUAAUUUGAACAAAUUAUAAUUUUCUCUAAAAAUGCCUUGCAUAGCUUUUGGACGCUUUGAUGAUUCAUUCAGUUCCGGAUCUAUUAAGGCUUAUGUAGCUGAAUUUAUCUCCACCUUGCUUUUCGUUUUCGCUGGAGUUGGUUCUGCCGUUGCUUACAACAAGUUGACAGCAGGUGCUGCUCUUGAUCCUGCCGGGCUAGUAGCAGUUGCGGUUUGCCAUGGAUUUGCUCUCUUCGUAGCUGUUUCUAUUGGCGCUAACAUCUCCGGCGGUCAUGUGAACCCUGCUGUUACUUUUGGUUUAGCUCUUGGUGGCCAAAUCACAGUUCUUACGGGCCUGUUCUACUGGAUUGCUCAACUUUUGGGCUCCAUUGUUGCUUGCUACCUUCUCAAAUUUGUCACUGGAGGAUUGGUUGUUCCAAUUCACGGUGUGGCAGCUGGUGUAGGAGCUGCUGAAGGAGUUGUGAUGGAAAUUAUUAUCACAUUUGCAUUGGUGUACACAGUGUAUGCUACAGCAGCUGACCCCAAGAAGGGCGCAUUGGGUACAAUUGCACCCAUUGCCAUUGGUUUCAUUGUUGGUGCCAACAUCUUGGCUGCAGGCCCAUUCUCUGGCGGUUCAAUGAACCCAGCCCGAUCUUUUGGGCCCGCAGUAGCCAGUGGCAACUUUGCUGGCAACUGGAUUUACUGGGUUGGACCACUCACGGGUGGUGGCUUGGCUGGUCUAAUCUACAGCAAUGUGUUCAUGAACGACGACCAUGUCCCUCUCUCGAGCGAUUUCUAAGAAAUUGUUUGAAUUUGAUCGUGUUCAGUACCUCAUUGGCUUUUUGUAAUAAAAGGAAGAAAAGCAACAUUUUGCUGUUUUUCUUUCUUUUUUCCUGGUUUAACAUUUUGUCAUGUUUUCUUGCUUAAUUUCUAGCUUUUGUUGUGCAUAUUUGGAUUCAACUUUAAUGAAAUAUUCGAAAUGGUGCACGAA